This is a messenger RNA of Branchiostoma floridae (Florida lancelet), 1026 nucleotides long. RefSeq lists its product as uncharacterized. The transcript is spliced from 3 exons. The coding region runs from base 25 to 1014 and encodes 329 amino acids. The record is from RefSeq and is a predicted model, not a curated record. NCBI's taxonomy places the organism in Eukaryota, Metazoa, Chordata, Leptocardii, Amphioxiformes, Branchiostomatidae.
GCGAAUCGGUCAAUACUAGGCGCUAUGGAACAAGCACGGAAAAUAGAACAGGACUGCGACACAUUUGUGCGCGUUUUUAUGGCUUCCUCCCUCCCUCAACUUCGCUACAUGUUCUGUAGGGCUGGACUGACAGCACAGGAGGUAAAUCGUCGGGUCGCUUCUUGCCAAGCUAUGGUAUUGGAUAGUCUCUGGCACUGGGCACAGCAAGACAGAAAUGUCAACCUUCUGAACAUAGGAUUCUUCCGACAAAGCCCUCCUCACGUACGUGCACACAUAGCAAUGCAGCGUUUCAAACAACCCCAUCCACAGCCACCUAUGACCAUCUUACUCGAUCAGAUUCGUCUUCUGUGCCAUCGUGACCAGGAGGUUCUUGAGUUUGUGAGAGACUUGAACUUCCAGAUGAGCUACAGCCGAAACUGCCUUGGUCACUUGACUCACAUCAGAAGUAACUCCUUCAGCUGUGCAGCACUGUGUCGGGUACAAGGGCUAUGUACAAUCAGGGGACAGCGGGCCGUUAAUAUCGUGACCUGGGGCGGAAGCGUGCCCCUACCGCGGCAUUUGAAAGAGGAGUACAUCAACUACGCUUCAAGGUACAUUUGGCACCCGCUGGUUGGCUUGCAAGUGCUUCUGAACGGGGAACGUUCGCCAUCGGGGCAGAUGGUUCAAGUGGUUCCCGCCAAUGCACCUUUCAUGUUACUUUGUUCGACCUACACGUUCAAUCAGCACCACGAUGGCAGAGUGGUGGAGGUGUACCCGUGCAGUUAUUGUAGGGCAAUGUUUCCCUCUACGCGUUCUCCAAAAGGCUACGUACAUUAUACUUUGUACAAAAGUAGCGAGACUGGCGAAAGUGACAGCUACAACCGUUUUUCAAAGGGUAAUUGUGCCGAAUGUGCAGCGUUCAGUGCGAUGUUUCACGUCACUAAGCAAACCUGUAGAAUUGUUGGUGCGGAUCCAAGAGUAACCGUACAGAGGUUAGGAGUCGGUCAACUAUCGGUACCACUUACACUGUGCUGACAUGAAAGCGUU